UAGUGAUUCGGCCGCAUAUCAGCUCUUUGCAAAGCAAGGGAGUAAUGCUUCUAAAGGAUCAAAGAGCUUCCGCGAAACUUGUAACGAUCUCUGUAUGGGUUAUUUAGAAACUUUUGCGAGAGACGAUCAGGUCAAAUUCCAAGGGACAGAGCAAAAAAAAGCUGAAUGUACCUCAUUUUCGGUACUAGAUCCCAGUGUCAUCCCCUUAAAGCUUUCAGUUUCAAUGGAUCAGUAUACCUCCACAGCCUCCCAAAUAGUUACAGUCCCUCACAAUGUCCAGCAGAUUUGGUCAGAGGGAACAACGAUUAUCCCACCAUUGUUUCAUCUGAAUCUGAGAGAUGCGAAUCCCAGUUUGAAUCUCCUAAAGAAAAAAGUGCAGAUACUCCUUUUCCAGGUACAAAUCAUUGUCAAGCUCUGGGUUUGGGCAGUCAAGCAUUGACGAAAUAAUUUCUCCCUCCAAUUUUGCUGCUUCAAAACCUCUGAGUUGUAGUGGUAUUGGGGCUUUCAACAGAAGGGAGAUUUUUUCUUGUGAUAGUACAUUGGAAAUGGACUUUCCUGCUUAUCAGGAGAGAGUUGCUACUCUAAAAGGUGAGGAGAGAAAAAGUCAGAGAUUAGAAAUUGUCACGAAUGUCGAAUCUUUGCCUAUAGUUAAAUGCCAACGGAAAGCUGCUGAAGGAAGUAAUUUUGCCCAAGGUUCUCUUUUAAUGCUCGAAAAGGAUGGGCUCAACCAAAAUGAGCUAGACGAGAGUGAUGACGACGAAGAUUCACCUUGUUGGAAAGGACUGAAACUUUCACCAUUUGCAUUUAGAGAAUCUGAAGCUUCAGAUCAUCAACUUGAUGAAGCUCCUGAUAUUAAACUUCAUGAAAAUCGAUUGGAUGCAAGAAAAAGUUUGAAUCCCCUAGCACCUGUUUUUGUUCCUCAAAAUUUCGAACAUAAGUUGUGUCUCAAGGAGAUCGAAUGUGCACAGAAUGAUUCCUUGUCUUUCCAAAAGUGUGCAUCUUCUGCUCCUAUCCCAUUGUCUGAAGUACAGACAAUGCAAUGUGACAACAUGGCAGGACUCUCCAAUUGGGAAGGACUGAAGGUAAUUGGCCCUCAGCGCAGGGCCGAUAUGCAUAAACCUGGCCCAGAACCUCUUCUGAAGGGAAAGACGUGUAGCUUUGCUAAGGUUGAUUAUGGUGUCACAUCACCAUUUCUUAAGGAGGAUUUUGUUACACAUACCAGUAAUUUUGGCAGGGGAACAAAUCUUGAAGUUCCAGGGAACAUUAUCAAUGAUAUCACAUUUCCCAAUGCAACUAGUGUUUCUGUCUCUGCAGUGGUGCAUGUCUCCGAGGCAAAGUCACUUGAACAGUGGUCUUCUUUAGGAGUUGGAGAGCCCUCUUACACUGAGGCUCGUUCCAAUGUAUCUGAACUAGUGUCCACAUCACCAAGGACAGAAGUGGAUGUACUCGUGAAUGCGAUGCAUUCUCUGUCAGAAUUGCUUAUAGAUAAGUGUGUGAACGGAUGCAUGCUGAGUGAUGUUAUGCAUGACAGAAUCCAGGUUGUAAUCAGCAAUCUCUCAAAUUGCGCAAAACAGAGGGAGAGACAGUGGACAUCUUUGGAUGGAUCAAAUAUUCCCGGGAUCUUGAGCUUUUCAAACAAGUCCACUUAUGCAUGCAUGAAUACUGAUUCAGUGCUGUCAAAUAAAGAGUUGCAGGAUGCUCGUUCUCUGGUCAGCAAUAUAAGCAGUGGGAUUCCCCAGUUCAAUGAUAAGAGUAUGGAAGCUGGUUAUGUUGAGGACCGAAUGAGUCCCCAGACUAUAUUAUAUAAGAACCUAUGGCUUGAAGCGCAAGAGGCAUUACAUGCAAUGAAGCACAAGGCAUAUGUUGCACGUAUAAAGUCCAAGACAUAGUUUCACCAGAGAGAACACUUAAGUUUCGCUUGAUGGUAGAAGCUUGAUUUUGCAGGUGUUAAUGGAUCAAGUAACAAAAGGCUGGCUCGACAGAAAAAAGACAUGUCACUCUAUCCACGUGUCAUAUGGCAACUCAGCAUGUUGGUAACUUUCCUAUUGAACUUUUGAUGAGAUGAAAUGAUUGAAAUCAUUUGGAAGGACAAUGACCUGAUUGGAGGUUUUAAGUUCGGUGACCUGAAAGAACGUAGCUGCAAAUUUGGAUUAUUGUCCGAGUAUCUUGCCUUGAUUUUGCUGUAUGAGAAUAUGAGCUAUUCUUUGCCGCUCAGAGUGAAAGUCAUUAUGAGACUUUGAGAGUUUGUAUUUGAUCGUAGAUGUUAGCGGUCUAGAGAUGGUGGGGAAGGGGAACUACACGUGUUUGAGAUGACAAAAGAAACUGUAACCCACGCACAAGUUUAUGUUUGUGCAUUGUUCAUGAGAGCAUAUGAUUGCCCUUGAUGGCUCAAAUGGUCCGGCCGGAUAUGCAUGUUUUGUUUCAUUA
Messenger RNA from Eucalyptus grandis, 2427 nucleotides. RefSeq lists its product as uncharacterized. The record is from RefSeq and is a predicted model, not a curated record. The coding region runs from base 546 to 1889 and encodes 447 amino acids. NCBI's taxonomy places the organism in Eukaryota, Viridiplantae, Streptophyta, Magnoliopsida, Myrtales, Myrtaceae. The transcript is spliced from 5 exons.